Trypanosoma grayi is the source of this 2502-nucleotide messenger RNA. RefSeq names its product adenylyl cyclase. The record is from RefSeq and is a predicted model, not a curated record. Bases 1 to 2502 code for a protein of 833 amino acids. Gene Ontology annotation, biological process: cyclic nucleotide biosynthetic process; intracellular signal transduction. The transcript has a single exon. Lineage: Eukaryota; Euglenozoa; Kinetoplastea; Trypanosomatida; Trypanosomatidae.
AUGAAGCGGUUCGUGGAGGGGUAUCGCGCUGAGAACAUAUUGAGCGGAGAGCUUACGAUUCCUGCUUUGACAUGCUACACAGACGGCAUGAGACUCCGUGCGCCGCUGAAUGGAGCUGCUCUCCUGAUGACUGACGAUGCCCAUGCGGUGAGGGCAACGCUUGCCAUGAUAACCGGUGCAGCUGCUGCGCUGGGUACCCAGCUGAACGUCACGGAUGCAAACAGUAUUACGCUUGAGCUGAUAAAUGCUUCAACAACUGAUGCAAAGACGGCCCUGAGGGAUGAGAUGGAGAGAAAGCGCAUCCAUGCCGUAGGUGGUGUGGUGACACAGGUGAUGCUUAAUGACGAAUCUCUGGUAUUCAUCGACCCACAGAAUAUUCACCCAUGGACCAGCAAGUUUCGCCGGCACGUUCUCCGUUUGUCACCGACGCUGGAGCAGGAGUUCUUUGUGCUUGCGCAGUACCUUGGCAGCACGACCAACGCCAACGCCCACGCCGUGAUCCGGAACGACGAGGCGGUUGCGAUGGUGGAUGUGUUGCAGCGGUCACUUGUGACGUUUGGCGGGUCGCUGCUGUCGUCCGCGCUGCUGGCUGGCGGUGACGCUCUGGGGGGCUACCUGCCGCGUAAGGGAGAUGUGUUCGUCGUGGGCAUUGCUGCCGCCGAUGUUGCUGUGAUCGCGGAGCACCUGGCGAGGCACCGUGGUGCGCGUGUGUUUCUGCUGUUCACGGAGUUUUCAUUCCUGUACGAUGAAUUCGUUGCUGCGUUCAAUGGGAGUGCGGCUGCUGGGCGUCUUGUGUUCGCGACGAGCCUGCCGCACUGGGCAGACGAGAGCACGACGUCUGAGACGGUGCAGCUGUUCCACGCUGCUGUGAAAGACAAGGCGAAGUGGGCACCGUUCGCGUUGAGGAGCUUCGCUACUACACUGGCGGUGAAAAGUAUUCUCUCUCGAAUGGAGCUAGUGAAUGCCCAAUUAUUGGUUGAUUUCUUCUACAAGAACAUUGCCAUCACUGUGGCCGAUAUGUUUUACGGACCCUUCAAGGACGGCGAGAAGUGCGGUCUCCAGAAUACCGUGAACGCCACUGAGUGCGCUGUGAACUACGGAGCGACGUAUAUUUCUGUGUGGUCGAUGGCCCGCGUGCUGGACCCCGCAGUGCCUGAGCUGUUCCCCGCUGUGACGCCGUCGAUGGAGUACGGGGAGCCCGAUAAGAAUGGUCUCUCAGAUGCUCAACUCAUUGGUAUAAUUGUUGGCCCUAUUUCCGGAGGUGUACUACUGGCUGCUCUGUUUGCGUUUUUCUGCUGCUGUGCGGGCCGUGACAACAACAACGCCCCGAAGGAGCCCACAGACCCCGUGACGCUUGUGUUCACUGACAUCGAGAGCAGCACUGCGCUGUGGGCUGCGUGCCCCGAGAUCAUGCCUGACGCUGUGGCGACGCACCACCGGCUGAUCCGGUCGCUGAUUGCGACGUACCGCUGCUACGAGGUGAAGACGAUCGGCGACUCCUUCAUGAUUGCGUGCAAGAGUGCGUGGGCCGCCGUGCAGCUUGCGCGGGACAUACAGCAGACGUUGCUGCAGCACGACUGGGGCAGUGGUGCGAUCGACGCUGCGUACCACGAGUUCGAGGAGGGCCGUGCUGCUGAGGACGAGGAGUACGUGCCGCCGACUGCGCGCCUCGACGCUGCUGUGUACCGGGCGUACUGGAACGGCCUGCGUGUGCGUGUGGGUGUGCACACCGGGCUGUGUGACAUCCGGCACGACGAGGUGACGAAGGGCUACGACUACUACGGCCGCACGUCGAACACGGCCUCUCGCACUGAGAGCGUUGGUAACGGCGGGCAGGUGCUGCUGACGGGUGCGGCGUACCUGGCGCUGAGCACGGCUGAGCGUGAGCAGCUGGACGUGACUGCGCUUGGCGGUGUGGCGCUGCGCGGUGUGCCUGUGCCUGUGGAGAUGUACCAGCUGAACGCUGUGCCCGGGCGCACCUUCGCCGCACUGCGUUCUGAGGCAAGUGAUGCUAGUGAUGAAGAACAUUUCGAGAGUACCAGUGAUCUUUCCGGUGAUUCUCGAAACAGCUGUUACGAUACCCUGUUUUCGUUUGCUCGACGUCUUUUCAGUCCAUUUAUUCCACGUCAGCGGGCUGAUGUGCUUGUUGCGUUGUGUGGUCGUUGGCGGCUCUCUCUCCCCGCGAGGGGUGAUGAGUCGUUGGAUGAGUAUUGCCUGUGUCUUUUGGCGAUUCUUGUGCGGCGUGCUAUAUUUGUUGUGGGCCACAAUGAGGAUGUCUCUCGUGGUACCGCAUCACUUUUGGGAUCCCUGACAGCGACAGUUUCGUCCGUGCAUAUUCCACUCAGUACUUCGCAAGAUCCAUCGAUCCAUCGGGCUGGGGCGGAGGUGCGACUGGCAGCGCUUCCGCAUCGACCGUCGUCAGGUGAAGUUACUCACAUUGUGCGCCCUCCUUUUUCGUUCGGCUUACAACUGUCCGAUCCGUCUGCGGCGCAAGCUGGAUGA